Molecule: messenger RNA, 3302 nt
Organism: Oncorhynchus tshawytscha (Chinook salmon)
Lineage: Eukaryota; Metazoa; Chordata; Actinopteri; Salmoniformes; Salmonidae
Product: GMP reductase 1-like
Exons: 9
Coding region: 233-1270 (345 amino acids)
Biological process (GO): nucleotide metabolic process
Cellular component (GO): GMP reductase complex
Molecular function (GO): GMP reductase activity
Source: RefSeq, a predicted model, not a curated record
AGAGAGAGACAGAGAGAGAGACCAAAUAAAGACAUAGGUGCGUGUGCUGCUGGGAGGGGAGAGCCUGUUAACAUGCUAUAAAUAUUUAAUGCAUCUGGAGGUUCAGGGUUGGCUACUGUCUGGGUCUCAGCCCGACCACAUCACAGGCUCUAUGUUGAUCUAGAGAUUCAUAGAAUUAUUGAUUUAUUGGACUGGGACAGGGAUUGGACCAUCCCGGAGGUGACAGGCCAUCAUGCCUCGGAUAGACGUGGAUGUGAAGCUGGACUUUAAAGAUGUCCUGUUCAGACCCAAGAGAAGCAGCCUGAAGAGCAGGUCAGAGGUGGACCUACGGAGGACGUUCACGUUCCGUAAUUCCAAAAAGAGUUACCAUGGCAUCCCCAUCAUCGCUGCCAACAUGGACACCACGGGCACCUUUGAGAUGGCACAGGUCCUCAGCAAGCAAACUCUCUUCACCGCCAUGCAGAAGCACUACACUGUGGAGGAGUGGAAGGCUUUUGCAGCCAAGUUUCCAGAAUGUUUGGAGCACGUAGCGGUCAGUUCAGGCAGCGGUCAAGCCGACCUGGAGAAGCUGUGCAGCGUCCUGGAGGCCGUCUCUGACAUCAGAUUCGUUUGUCUGGACGUUGCCAACGGCUACUCUGAACACUUUGUGGAGUUUGUCAAAACCGUCAGGGGGAGGUUUCCCCAACACACUAUCAUGGCUGGCAACGUGGUGACAGGAGAGAUGGUGGAGGAGCUGAUCCUGGCAGGAGCUGACAUCAUUAAAGUGGGUAUUGGGCCAGGUUCUGUGUGUACGACGCGCAUUAAGACUGGAGUGGGAUACCCCCAGCUCAGUGCUGUCAUAGAGUGUGCAGACUCCGCCCACGGCCUGAAGGCUCACAUCAUCUCAGAUGGCGGAUGCAGCUGUCCUGGGGAUGUGGCUAAGGCAUUUGGCGCUGGAGCUGAUUUUGUGAUGCUGGGGGGCAUGCUGGCUGGCCACGACCAGUGUGCCGGGGAGGUCAUUGAGAAGAAUGGCAGAAAGGUCCAGCUGUUCUAUGGGAUGAGCUCUGACACGGCCAUGAAGAAACAUGUAGGGGGAGUGGCAGAGUACAGAGCAUCAGAGGGCAGGACGGUGGAGGUACCGUACAGGGGGGAUGUAGAGGCCACCAUCAGGGACAUUCUGGGUGGUCUGCGCUCCACCUGCACCUACGUAGGAGCUGCCAAACUGAAGGAGCUCAGUCGCAGGACCACCUUUAUCAGAGUCACACAGCAGGCCAGCCACAUGUUCACAUAGAAGUAAAUAGACGGACGGAUGGACGGACGGACAACAUUAACUUUCUUGUUUCAAUUGUGCUGAUUUAACUUAAAAUGUAAAAGUGUGAAUCUACAGCAAUAUUUAUGUGAAUGCAUGCGUUUUUUAUGUUGCCUGUACACAAUAAACAGAAAGAGGAGAAACAGAAUUAAAUACCAACCUGGACUCAGAGGUAGACGUAACAUAGUAAACUUAUAUCCGUAACACUCCAAAUAGUAUGAUAUGUAACGUUUGGCAUGCUAUUCAUUUGUGGAUGUCCAUCUUCCAUUUCGUACAAUAUGUUACGAAUUUGCAAAACGUAUGAUAUGUUAUGAAUUCUAAUUUGUUGAGGCUAAAGUUAUCUAGGUGGCUAACGCUAAUGUUAGCCAGGUUAGGGGUUAAGGUUAGGAGUUAGGUUAAGGUUAGGGAAGGGUUAGCUAACAUGCUAAGUAGUUGCAAAGUUGCAAAAAUUCUUAAGUAGUUCCAAAGUUGCUAAUUAGAUAAAAUUCUAAAAUUGUCUGUGAUGUUAUUCAUACACACAGCCUUUGGGUUGCUUGAUGUUCAUGUUUUACACCUACCCAACCUGACCAACCACUCUACUUUUGUUUUUUGUCAUAAGUAACCUUCUGUCUUAUGUAACCAUACCAAAUGUAACAUAUUAUAAUAAAUUGAGUGUUUCGAAAUCUGGAUUUACUUUUACUAUGUUACGUGUAGUCUAUGAGACCAGGCUGGAAAAACAGAGUGCUAGAGUAUGUUACGUGUAGUCUAUGAGACCAGGCUGGAAAAACAGAGUGCUAGAGUAUGUUACGUGUAGUCUAUGAGACCAGGCUGGAAAAACAGAGUGCCAGAGUAUGUUACGUGUAGUCUAUGAGACCAGGCUGGAAAAACAGAGUGCCAGAGUAUGUUACGUGUAGUCUAUGAGACCAGGCUGGAAAAACAGAGUGCUAGAGUAAGCAGCUGCUCUGUUGCUCCUCUUGAAAGACGAAUGACAGAAUUUCAGUUGACUCUGUUAUUUAUUACUCUGAGUAUACAGAGACAUUACAUUUGUUAAUGUUCUUUUGUGUUUCUUUAAACAAAUUUGUUGAAAUCUAAAUGAAACGUUUUAAAAAAUGACCACUGAAAUAUUUUGUCCAUAAACCUGCAAAAACUCUCUAAAGAAAGAGACCAUAGAUCAUACAGAACAGAUUGGAGUAUAUCCUACAAAUUAAACCGUAAUACCACAGUUAGAAAGCAACUUUGAAGUCUUCAAUGCCUCUUGUUUCCUGUUUCCUGUUGUACAUAAAUGUAUCUUACAUAGGAGGUACACAAAAAAAGUUAUUUCACAACCUUUUUGGGGGUUUGCGGACCAAUGCAUGAACAUUUUUUAAAUCACAGAUUGUACAAUAAUAACAAUGAUCCUAUUUUGUAUAAUAUCUACAACAAUGUUUAUAUUUUAGCACAUACAUAUCUCAGGGAAAAACAGUCAAUGGGCGGUGUCUGUUUCUCUGCCAGUUCACCUGAUUAUUGGCAAGAUGCAAACAACAGUCUAAUAAUCUCUAUUCAUUCUAUUCUCUCUAUCUCUCUCUCCCUUCUCUCUCGCUCUCUCUCUCCUCUCUCCCUCUCCCUCCUCUCUCUCUCUCUCUCUCUCCCUCCUCUCUCGCUCUCUCUCUCUCAAUGAAUUUGAAAAUAUCCAAUUGCUUUCUGUGAUGAUAAACAGUUUUAUGAUAAUCACACACACACACACACACCAUUCCUGACUUCUGUAGUAAAUACUUUAUUUUGGCUGUAAGAAAAAUGAUAAAUAGUAUAAUUUUAAACUGAAAGAAAAGAGAGACACCUUGUGAGAAUUCAGUCUAAAGUAAGUUGGGUACACGAGUGGGUAGUGAGGCCAGGUAGUUACAGAAUGUAGAGAAAUGUCCACAUGCAUGUGCACAGGUUCCUCUGCUGUUGAACCUAUGGCACUGGUCCAUUUUCACUGAUGAUGUUGACUCUAGCUUUUUCACUUGACAGUACCAUGAUUACUCUGAUUUGCCUGAAUUAAAAGUAUGAAAAUAUA